AUGACGUGGACACAAAGAUCCACGUAUGCAAAGCCUAAAGCCAGCAUGCCCUAUUCCCAUUGGUUCCCUAACUUGACAUCAUCAACCGAAAGCACGUGAAAGGACUGGGAAUGGCAGUUUCGUAGAUAUUUCUCAAAUUCAAGCCGUAUUAAUUACCUGCCAAGGCUAAAUGACAUGCCCCGCCUUCCUAAGGACGAACACUUUCCGUUGACCUUCUUUAAAAUGAACCCACGAAAAUAAUUAAAAGGUAAAAGAAAGCGAGAGAAAAUGCGAGAAAGUGAGGGAAACUGAGAGAAAGUGAAGAAGAAAGAAAGAAAAUAAUGAAGCACAUUUUUAAGAAGCUACACAUAGGAAGCAAUCACGAACCUAAUCGAACUUCGACAAACGACACAUCGCCGUCACCAUCGCCAUCGCCAUCGCCAUCUCCGUCAUGCGCCACUGAUCAUCAACGCACGAUGUCCGGGAACUCUCCGAUGAUUCCUUCUACAAAUACGAUGUCAUCUUCGCCUGUGACAGCGAUGACGGUGCCGGUAUCGUCGAGCAUGGGGUUGAGUACUCCAUCAUCAACGGCGUUCGCGAAGAAUCGAGAGUCCGAUUUUAUGUUAUCGGAGGAAGAGUUUCAGGUGCAGUUAGCCUUAGCGAUAAGUGCUUCGAAUUCGGAGGAUCCGGAGAAGGAUCAGAUCCGAGCGGCGACGUUUCUGAGCUUAGGGAGUCAUCAUCGAGUGGAUUUGGGGUUAGGGAGGGAUAAGGAUGAUGUAGCAGCCGAGGUUUUGGCCAGGCAGUAUUGGGAAUACAGUGUGCUUGAUUAUGAGGAAAGAGUGGUGGAUGGUUUUUAUGAUGUAUACGGGCUCUCCACUGAUUCUGGAAUCCUAGGAAAAAUGCCAUGUCUUGCUGAUCUUGAGAGAAAUCUUGGGAAUUCUGGCUUUGAAGUUGUAAUUGUCAAUCGAACAAUUGACCCAGCCCUAGAAGAGUUGUUGCAAAUUGCGCACUGUAUUGCAUUAGAUUGCCCUCCUACCAAUGUUGGUGUUUUAGUUCAAGGGCUUGCCGAACUUGUAACAGGACAUAUGGGUGGACCUGUUAAAGAUGCUAAUAUAAUAUUGGCCAGAUGGAUGGAAAGAAGCACAGAGCUCAGAACAUCUCUUCAUACAAGUGUUUUGCCUGUUGGAUCCAUAAAUAUAGGCCUGUCCCGGCAUCGUGCAUUACUCUUCAAGGUGUUGGCAGAUAGCAUAAGGUUACCUUGUAGACUGGUAAAAGGCAGUCAUUACACUGGUGUUGAGGAUGAUGCUGUAAAUAUAAUAAAGCUGGAGGAUGAAAGGGAGUUUUUGGUUGAUCUAAUGGCAGCUCCUGGUACACUUAUACCUGCUGACAUUUUAAAUGCAAAAGAUACAACUUUUAAGCCAUUCAAUCCAAUAAUUGCCAAUAUCCCAACUCUUCAGUCGCCUGAUGAUGUAUACUCAAGAGCAAAGCGACUUAAUGGUGAAGGUAGUAGUCAGCAUCCUGUGAUCAAUAGUCGUCUGCCCUUGGAUUGGGGUUCAAGUUCUGCAAGUGAAGAGUUGUUGUCUUCAUUAUCAGGUGCAUGUGGUGAUUCUGGUGUUAGUUCUUCUGGAUCAUCUAACAGAGUGACCCCUAAUCAGUUAGACCAUCUUCCCUUAACUGCCAUUGGAACUUCAGUCUAUAAAGGGAGUCGUGGUGCCAAUGUAGUUGGUGAUGGCCUGAGGAUAAAUGUCAAUGUAAUGUCAUCUGGUCAGAGUCGUCAAGAGGACCCAAAAAAUCUUUUUGCAGAUCUUAAUCCAUUCCAGAUAAAAAGGACAGGCAAAACUUCCCAGCAGAACAAACUUCCCACCAAAGUUGAUGAGUUUCAGAGACAUAAAAAUAAUGUAGUUGUGGGGCGACGCCCAGUACCAUUGAUAUGGAAGAAUCGGCCUGCUUAUAAUGAGGUUCCUCGGAAGAUGGAGUACACUUAUAUGGAGGGCCUCUUUCCACAAAUCAAUCGUGAACCUAAUGAUUUUAAUCAGUCGUCAUCAGCUUCCACCAGCUCUACCAAACCUGAAAAGGUCUAUCCUCAUGGUUUUAAGUCACCUGGUGACUUUGAUAUGUUGAAUAGAGAUAAUAAAAUCAGGAAUAUUGUGUCUGGUACUAGCUCAUCUUUGGCAUCCACUACCAAUGAGUUCAAUAGCUCACUGGCUGAGGAUGCAAGCACUAAAUUUAAGGGAGAAAAUCUCAGGAAUGGACAUGAUUUACAAAAUAACAUGGGGGAUUUGCCUAAAGAGCAGGAUAAUGAGAUUGGUUUCCACAAUCGUAGAGAGUACAUCCAGGAGAGAUAUAUGGGGAAUAAUCUCAAAUUAAAGGGUCCAGAAAGUCCUAGCUCAUCAGUUGAUUGUGGCAAAGUCAGGGUUGAUCAACUAUUUGAUGAUGUAGAUGUAAGUAAAUGUGAAAUUCCUUGGGAAGACCUGGAUAUUGGUGAAAGAAUUGGACUAGGUUCCUAUGGAGAGGUCUACCAUGCUGAUUGGAAUGGCACGGAGGUUGCUGUGAAGAAGUUCCUAGACCAGGAUUUUUCAGGUGCUGCUUUAGAUGAGUUCAAAAGAGAAGUGCGAAUAAUGCGCAGACUGGGUCAUCCAAAUGUUGUUCUUUUUAUGGGUGCUGUUACUCGCCCUCGCAAUCUCUCUAUCAUUACCGAGUUUCUUCCAAGAGGAAGCUUAUAUAAGAUUCUUCAUCGUCCUCAAUCUCAAAUUGAUGAGAAGCGUAGAAUUAAGAUGGCUCUUGAUGUGGCGAGGGGCAUGAAUUGCCUACACACCAGCACACCUACCAUUGUUCACCGUGAUUUGAAAUCUCCUAAUCUUUUAGUUGAUAAAAACUGGACUGUGAAGGUGUGUGAUUUUGGAUUGUCACGCUUGAAGCAUAAUACCUUUCUAUCAUCCAAAUCAACUGCAGGAACACCUGAGUGGAUGGCUCCCGAAGUACUUCGCAAUGAACCCUCAAAUGAGAAAUGUGAUGUUUAUAGCUUUGGUGUCAUUCUUUGGGAGCUUGCUACCCUGAGACUGCCUUGGAGCGGCAUGAAUCCAAUGCAAGUUGUGGGUGCUGUUGGUUUCCAGAAUCGUCGGCUUGACAUUCCCAAGGAACUUGAUCCUUUGGUUGCCAGUACAAUUUGGCAAUGCUGGCAGACUGAUCCAAGUUUGCGGCCUUCAUUCGCAGAGCUCACGGUAGCUUUAAAAUCCUUGCAGCGGCUUGUUAUCCCUUCUCAGCAAGACCAAGAAUCAAGCACGCCUCUGCCACAAGAGAUUUAAGUAAAUUCUACACCCUGAAUGAAAUUUCUCAAUUCCUCAAUUGUGAAUAAGAACCAUUCUGUUUUCCUUUCAAAUGGGUCAUAUGCAUACAUGUUGCUGCACCUUUGCACAAAAAACCGCAGCACUUUUGUACAGUAAAUGUCCAUAGUUUUGUCCAAAAAAAACAAAAACUUUGUCUUGUAUAUGUCAACGCUACAAACCAAUGGAAAAUCGUCAUUAUGAAUUAAAA
This is a messenger RNA of Durio zibethinus, 3513 nucleotides long. Its product is annotated as serine/threonine-protein kinase EDR1-like. Gene Ontology annotation, biological process: signal transduction; protein phosphorylation. Gene Ontology annotation, molecular function: protein serine/threonine kinase activity; ATP binding. The record is from RefSeq and is a predicted model, not a curated record. Lineage: Eukaryota; Viridiplantae; Streptophyta; Magnoliopsida; Malvales; Malvaceae. Gene Ontology annotation, cellular component: cytoplasm.